GCGAAGUACUUUUUAACGUAGGAAACAGAAGGCAUCCGAAGUUGUUUUGGUAACAAAAUCCAAUUAUUUCAGGAAUAAAUGCGAAUAAUUCGCAUAUGAUAGGCUGUAUGACGUGUAUUUCAACUGUAUAAAGAAAUAAUACGUAUGUAAAUUAGAGGAUGAAGUAAGUGUGAAAUGUAAGCACAAUGUGGUGUUUUAGAUGAGUAAAAAGUAUUUAAAGAAACAAAAUGGAACAGUACACUAUACUUGGUAGAGUUGGAGAGGGAGCCCAUGGUAUUGUGCUGAAGGCAAAACAUAUUGAGAGUGGUGAGGUAGUUGCACUGAAGAAAAUACCUCUGAGAAAAUUGGAGGAUGGAAUUCCAAAUACUGCCCUCAGAGAAAUCAAGGCCUUGCAAGAAAUUGAAGACAAUCCAUAUGUGGUGAAACUACGAGAGGUGUUUCCACAUGGAAGCUCACUUGUUCUGGAGUUUGAGUACAUGUUCUCAGAUUUGUCAGAAGUUAUACGUAAUUCUGACAAACCAUUGUCGGAAGCCCAGGUGAAAUCAUAUAUGUUAAUGGUGCUGAAAGGUGUGGCAUACUGUCAUGAGAACAACAUCAUGCAUAGGGAUUUGAAGCCAGCCAAUCUGCUGAUUAGCUCAACAGGUCACUUGAAGAUAGCUGAUUUUGGACUGGCAAGAGUAUUCCAGAACAAAGGCAAUAGGUUAUACAGUCAUCAGGUUGCAACCAGAUGGUACAGAGCACCUGAGUUGCUGUAUGGAGCAAGAAAAUAUGAUGAGGGAGUUGAUUUAUGGGCUGUUGGAUGUAUAUUUGGAGAGUUGUUGAAUAACUCGCCUCUCUUUCCAGGUGAAAAUGAUAUCAAACAGCUGUGUUGUGUACAGGGGGUACUUGGUACACCAAAUGAAAAGAUCUGGCCUGGUAUGCACGAGUUACCAGAUUAUAACAAAAUCACAUUCCCAGAAACUGACCCAGUGCCAUUUGAAGAAGUAGUCCCCGAUGCUUCUAAAGAGGCACUAGAUUUGUUGAAGAAAUUUCUGGUUUAUCAGUCAAAACAGAGGAUCUCAGCUAAGGAGGCAUUGGUACAUCCCUACUUCUUCACAGAACCGUUACCUGCUCACCAUUCGGAACUGCCGAUACCACAGCGUAGUCAACGCGGGAUACAGAGACGCCAGACAGCACACCAGUAUAACAUUGACGUCCCGCUAGAAAAGUCUCUUAUAGACCCAGAACUGCUGGCACCUCAUGUUGUUAAAAUAAAAUGAAUACUAGUAUGAGGAAAUUUCUGGUGUCCGUGAGUUGUUGGUGCCAAGAAUCGAACAUACGCAUAUAGUCCGAGAAAUUCGUAAAAUAAUUGUGCACAUCGUGUGAAAAGCAUGAAACUUGGCAUGCUAGCUGAUGAAUAUAUUUCAUUUUAUUUAAGAGUGGGAAGCGGGCUGUGAAAAUCAAAAUGGCUGCCAAAAUCCAAGAUGGCCGCCAAAACUUACAGUUCUAUAGGAAAAUACUGAGACGACUGUUAAGAUAGCAUUGAAAUAACAUAUUUUGGCAUAUUAUUAUAUAAUUAUAUCAAAUAUCAAAUAGGCAUGAUGUAAAAGCAAAAAUAAAAUCCAAUAUGGCUGCCAAAAUCCAAAAUGGCGGCCAAAAUAUUAUGUUUACGAAACAAAAACGCACUACAAUUGAGCAUUUUUGUAAUUAUCUUGAAACUUGGCAAAUAAUUGUAUACAAUCAUACUCAGCUUCCAAUAAGAAUGACAAAUUAAUAAAAAAGUCCAAUAUGGCUGACAAAAUCCAAGAUGGCUGCCAUCAUGUUUUCAUAAGUGAAUCACGCAACCAUUGGGGUUUACUUUUUGUGUGAAUAUUUAUGAAAUUUACAUAAUUCAUGCAUAAGUGUUCACUCCUGAAAUAACAUAUAAGUGUACACUCCUGAAAUAACAUUAACAUUUGUUAAUAAAAUCAAUUAGUAUGGCAAACAAAAUCCAAAAUGGCGACCUUAAAAAAUAGAUGUAGUUUUACAUAUUACAGAAAAGUUAUCAUUUCCAAAAAAUGCCAUAUAUCAAAGUUCACUGGACCAGUUCUGACCAUCGAAUGUUUUAUAUGCAUUCAUAUAUAUGUAUGUAUGUUAAAACAAAACUGCAAAACAACAUCGUUUAGUGGAUACAUACUGAUGUUUUACAUAUUUCAAGUGUCAUUUCAAUUCUACCAAACAGACCUUGAUAUUUAUUGUUCGCAGUCACCACUACAUUUACACAGCGCGGUGCAUUUUAAGUUUGCCUUCAAGCAACUAAGUAUUGAUAUAUCAGAAAAUCGAGGAAUAUAUUGAUUAUGACAAUGAUGCAGUCAUAUCAUGUAAAGCAGCAAACAUUGUUGGCCGGGAUAUGUUCAGUGGUAAAAAUGUGCUUUUAAUGGAACAUUGCAAGAAACUUGCUAACAGAAGGCUAUACCAAAAUUCCUACAGACUAUUGUAGAGAUGAUCUUAGGGGGUUCAAAUAUUAAGACUAGGACAUCGAAAGUUGAUGAGUUUCAAUCCGCCAUGUCCAGAGCACAACUUAUGAUAUUUAACAGCACAUCUACUCGUCGCAGAGACACAACAAAGAGUGUGUAUAAUUGCAAGCAACGUGAACCAUUUCUACCAAUAUAUGUAGGACUCAUUGUACAUGCAGAGACCAGAAAGCGUGGUUUUGUGGAUAAGCUUCAUGAUCUCGGUCUGUCAGUCUCGGUGGUUCACGUUGAUUGCAAUUAUACACACUCUUUGAACAAUGCAUCAUUGUCAUAAUCAAUAUAUUCCUCGAUUUCUCUUAAGGCAAAUCCUACAUCAUCAUUAAAUGCCAAAAAACUUCUCGGCCUUCAUUAUAUGCAUGCAUGUCUUUAAAAUGUGCCAUGAGUCUAGUUUUCAAUCUUGUUGAGUGAACUGUGAAAUGUAGAUACUUUAUGCAAGGUUGACCCACCUCAUUUAUUUCAAAUAAAACGUGUGUUAUUAUCAAGAAGAGUUGCAUUUGCAGUGCUCUUCCGUGUAACUUUCAUAGGUGUUGCAUCACUGUAUACUGAUGCAGCCGCUUAGUUGCCGUAUCAAGCUCUCGGUCUCUGAACUUUACUCUGCAUGUCUUAUGCCAUUUACCUUUGUUCUUUGUCAAAGUAUCAGCUAUGGAUGUUUCCCUUUUCAAACUUUCCAGUUUUAAAAGUACUGGAAGACAAACCCCUGGUUCUAUGAAUUUAUAGAUAUUAUCACAAAAUGAGGUAUACUCCUUUCCAAAGCCUGGAUGAGUAGGGUUAAGGUUAGCAGGGCAUUGUAGGGGUUCUCUUGUAGUUUCUUGGCAUAUGAUACAGAGAUGCCAAUUGAUUUCAAUACCCUCCUUAUCUGUGUUUGAGGUAUCAUUUGAAAAGUUAGUAGUUUAUAAGCAUAUUAGGUAUGUUAUUUGUCCAACAAUGCAAUAAUCUAUAGCAAGAACAUGCAGUAAUAACCUCCACUAACAAGAGCUGUCGGAGGACAGCAACGCUCGACUAUUCAACAGCUUUGUCAAUUGAAUGAAUGCAGAAGUUGAAAAAGGAGCAUAAUUUUGUAAAAUGCAAAAUAGAGGUAUUGAACCUCUGUACUGCAUGUCAUAUCACGACAGUGAACAAGUGUGUGAAGUUUCAAUCCUUUCCAAUUUGUAGAUACUGAGAUACCAGCUUACAUACAAAACCUUAACCAAAAACUGCUAAGUCGAAAAAGGAGCAUAAUUUUGUAAAAAUGCAAAGUAGAGUUAUGGGACCUUCACAGUGCAUGUUAGAUCACGACAGUGAACAAGAGUGCGAAGUUUCAAUCCGUUCGAUUAGUGGAUACUGAGAUAUCAGAUUACAUACAAAAAUUUAACCAAAAACUGCUGUCGAACAAGGGGCAUAAUUUUGAAAAAAAGAGUAGAGUUAUGGGACUUGCUUAGUGUAUGUCAGAUCAUGACAGUGAACAAGUAUGUGAAGUUUCAAUCCAUUCCCAUUAGUAAGUACUGAGAUACCAGCUUUCAUACAAAACCUUAACCAAAAAAUUCUAAGUUGAAAAAGGGGCAUAAUUUUGUAAAAAGCAAAAUAGAGUUAUGCAACCUGUGCAGUGUAGGUCAGUUUAUCACAGUGAAUAUAUGUGUGAAGUUUCAAUCCAUUUCCACAAGUGGUUACUGAGUUACCAGCUUACAUACAAAACCUUAACCAAAAAUUUCUAAGUUGAAAAAGGGGCAUAAUUUUGUAAAAAAGCAAAAUAGAGUUAUGGAACCUGUGCAGUACAAGUCAGUUUAUCACAGUAAAUAAGUGUGUGAAGUUUCAAUCCAUUCCCACAAGUGGUUACUGAGAUACCAGCUUACAUACAAAACCUUAACCAAAUCGGGACGCAGACGCCGACGCCGACGCGGACGCCAACGCAUGGGCGAGUCCAAUAGCUCUACUAUUCUAUGAAUAGUCGAGCUAAAAACUAGGUCUACUACUACUACUACUAUUGUUUCAUGCUGAAAGUAAAAAAUGAACACUAGUUAAGGCUACAGUUUGUAGUUAUCCAAACAACAAAUGGGUAGAGUGCUAUAUGUUAGUAGCAUACAUGAAGGAUUGAAUAUAUACAGAUAAAUACAUGAGCUAUAGUAGGUAAACAUAUACUGAAAUGCAUGGAACUAUGUGCACUGCAUGUUAGACUGAUGUGAAAAUUAUACAGUCAGGGUGUUAAAAUGUGUAGAUAAACAGUUGAUAUAUCUUUGAUAGAUUUACUUGGAACAGAAAUUAUAUUUGUUAUUUUGAAUUGCGGGAACAUGUGUCAGUAUUUAUGUUGUUGACAUAUAUUAUAAAUGGCUAAAUUUAAACAAACGGGAACAACUUUUGUUAAUAAUUGAUGCAUUUAAACAAAAGGAAGGAACUUUUUAAAAAUUUGUUUUAAAUAUCAAAUCAAAUAGUUGAUAUAUAACAAUUUAACUUUUAUUUUGAAUCCAUACAGCAUAAACAGUAUUUCUUGUAUACUUCUAUUAGUAUUUAUUCAAUAAAAUUGCAUUUUCAUUUACUUUGUUCUUGAAAUAUGGUAGAAAACAUGUUUUGUUUAUUUGUCUGUGUACUAGAGAGCAUUUCAAUUAAGUAUUAUUGUUAACAAUGCAUUACUUCCACCUAAAGUAAACAAUGCUUUGUAUUUUUUGGCAGCCAUUUUGGAUUUUGUCAAUACAAAUGAUAGACUUAUUCCAGGUAUUAUAUUAUGAUAUUCUACUAAUUCCCAUGUGCAUGCUUUUUGCAUGUUUUACAUAGCUGUUUAAUGAUUUCCUUAAUUUUUUCAUAAAAUUUUGAAUUAUGGCGGCCAUCUUGGAUUUUGGUGGCCAUUUUGGAUUUAAGACGCUGCUCCCACUCUUAAAUGAAGAGUAAUAUAUUUAUCUACUACCAUGCCAAGUUUCAUGCUUUUCACAAAAAGUGCACAAUUCGACCCUUUUUAGGAACGGAUUUCUUGGACUAAUGGAACGAAUAUGAGCCAAGAGGUCUCUGAAAUGAAAAUAGUAUAUAAAUAUGACAAUUUCAUAACCAAAUAAAUGAACAGAUUUCGUCAACUUACUGCUGGUUGUAAGUCAAUUUAACAAAUAUUUGUUCUUUCAAUUUUAGUUUUGAACAUGCUUAAGGAUAAUGUUAAAUGUUAGUUGAUUAAUGUUGUUGUUGUUAAGAACAUGGUAAAAUGUUCUUUUAGAUGAUACUGGGUUGAAACAUGGACUAUUAACUUAGAAUUUUAAAAUAGAACUUUAUCAUAGUUUCUAUCUGAUGUUUCCUUCAAAUUAACAAAGAUAGGGGCAUCCGUGGCUUAAUGAUAAUAGGUCCAAAUCGUUUGCCAGCUGUAUAGAUUGUAAGCUACACAAGAGGUUGAUAUUUUGUACUUGUUUGGGUAUGCAUACGAGUGGGAUAUUUUAUUAUAUGCUUUGGUAUGCACCUUUUGUGCUAAAGUUCUGAACAUUGCAGUUUUAACAAAAUUUAGUUGAAUGUUCCAGAACACUUAAGAAAUAUGAUUUUACUGUUUAAAACUUUGUAUCUUUAUCUGGAGAAAACAGCUUGGUAGAUUUAUUGGACAAUUUUUAAUGGAUGCUUAAGAUACUUAAAACAAAUUAUGUUUCCUGCCCCUGUGUGUUUCUGUGAAUUAUAAAAUGACUUGUGAAAAACAAAAUUGAAUUGGCACACGCCAAACUAAAAUUAAUUUGAGCAAAUGUAUUAUAUACAGCAAAGUGUAUGUUCUUUUCAGUUUGCUAAAAUUUUAUUUAUCAGAAUCCGUCCGUUAUUUGCUUUUAUGCAGAAGCUUAAUAUAUUUUUUUUAUGUAUUAAUAAAUUGUACUGAAUUUCCACCUAAUAGUGACGCAUUAUGUUAGGGAAGGGAGUGAACUCUUGUGGUCUUAUGAUAACGACAUAUUUAUUUCCUCUAAAAGAGGAUCCUUCUUUUAUCAUUAUAUAUAGCAGAUAUCAUUUUGUUUAUUGUUUAUCUGUGCUAUUUCAAUAUAUUUUUUAUGGUGCAGUAUCUUCAAGAAGUGAAAAAUUAAUGUGUGGUCCGAUUGUUCACUGGUGAAAUAAUAGUUUCUGAAUACAGAUAUUAAAACUCUGUGACAUUGUUCCCCCUGAGCAAGGAUUCCUGAAAAAAAUGCAGUUAAACUUGUGAAUACAGGGGGUCACCACUAGCUUAUUAUAAGCCUUGGUCAAAAAUUGAUGAGUAGGAUAUUUCAUCCCAUUUAGUGGCCUAUAUAUUUUUUAGUGAAAAAGAAUAUAAUCAGUUUUGUUUUAUCUGUUAAGAUUUCCUACAAUAUGUUGGUUCAUAUACAUUGUAAAUAUAAUAAAAAUAAAGAGACAAACCUUUGAAAA
Molecule: messenger RNA, 6815 nt
Organism: Mercenaria mercenaria
Lineage: Eukaryota; Metazoa; Mollusca; Bivalvia; Venerida; Veneridae
Product: cyclin-dependent kinase 20-like
Exons: 11
Coding region: 228-1259 (343 amino acids)
Biological process (GO): protein phosphorylation
Cellular component (GO): nucleus
Molecular function (GO): cyclin-dependent protein serine/threonine kinase activity; ATP binding
Source: RefSeq, a predicted model, not a curated record